Diaporthe citri is the source of this 588-nucleotide messenger RNA. RefSeq lists its product as uncharacterized. Lineage: Eukaryota; Fungi; Ascomycota; Sordariomycetes; Diaporthales; Diaporthaceae. The record is from RefSeq and is a predicted model, not a curated record. The coding region runs from base 1 to 588 and encodes 195 amino acids. The transcript is spliced from 3 exons.
AUGAGCUCCCUACCUGCACCACGCCGUAUUGUGACCUCCAACCUCGCGGUUCCGGAGGGUCUCAGCAAAGUUGAAGACUCAGAACCGGCGGUUGAAGUCGUCACCGAGGACCUGCCUCUUGUCUCAGAAUUAGACGGGCGAUGGUCCGGACGGCCCGUCUUCACCCACGACCGCGUACCAACAUCCAACGCUGGCUCCGAUAUCAGCGUAAAACCAAUCCCCGGUGGCAGUAUUCGCUUGCCCCGUGGAGCAAACAUCAGGUUCAACGAGGUCCCGCCCGGUGGUGGAACCCCCAUGCACCGGACCAGCACAACUGAUUACAACAUAUUUCUGACGGGCUCCGUGGUGCUCAUAACGCCAGCGGAGGCCUACGAUCCAGCCAAUGCCGACUCGGAGGGCAAGCUGCAGGAGUCGGUCUGUCGUCCUGGUGAUGUGGUCGUUCAGCGUGGCACGAUGCAUGCGUGGGAGAAUCGGUCAGGAGAGUGGGCGAGGUUUAUCUCGGUCAUCCUUGGGGCGGAAGACACGACGGUGGAGCGUGCGGAGGGAAUGUCACAGAAGCUGGCUGAUGUUUUCAAUGUUGUCCUUUAG